Molecule: messenger RNA, 1803 nt
Organism: Aptenodytes forsteri (emperor penguin)
Lineage: Eukaryota; Metazoa; Chordata; Aves; Sphenisciformes; Spheniscidae
Gene: SLC38A12
Product: transmembrane protein 104
Exons: 9
Coding region: 55-1551 (498 amino acids)
Source: RefSeq, a predicted model, not a curated record
CCCUCCUGAAAACACCUUCCUCACUUUGCUCUGAGCCUCCCCACCGUCUUCAACAUGGCUGGUGGCAUUACUGAUACAGGAGAGCUUUACUCUCCCUAUGUUGGCCUGGUUUACAUGUUCAACCUCAUCGUCGGAACAGGAGCCCUAACCAUGCCGAAGGCCUUUGCGACGGCAGGGUGGCUCGUCAGCCUCGUUCUCCUAAUGUUCCUGGGAUUUAUGAGCUAUAUGACUACAACCUUUGUGGUAGAAGCCAUGGCUGCUGCAAACGCCCAGCUGCGAUGGAAGAGAAUGGAAAAACGCAAGGAGGAUGAUGAGGAUGAGGAUUCUUCUUCUGGAGUAUCUGACAGUGAUGUUCUCCUCCAAGAUGGCUAUGAGCGAGCAGAGACACGACCUAUCCUGUCAGUUCAGAGACGUGGCUCACCCAAUAUCUUUGAAAUCACUGAGAGGGUGGAAAUGGGCCAGAUGGCUUCCAUGUUCUUCAAUAAAGUGGGUGUCAACCUCUUCUAUUUCUGCAUAAUUAUCUACCUCUAUGGAGACCUGGCAAUCUACGCAGCAGCUGUACCGGUCUCUCUCAUGCAAGUGACCUGCAGUGCCACUGGCAACCAUUCUUGCAGUGUUGGAGAUGGCACAAAGUAUAACGAUACGGACAAGUGCUGGGGGCCAAUUCGACGGAUUGAUGCUUACAGGCUGUAUCUGGCAGCAUUCACUCUCCUCCUGGGUCCUUUCACCUUCUUCAAUGUGCAGAAGACCAAGUAUCUUCAAAUCAUGACAUCCCUCAUGAGAUGGAUAGCUUUCAUCCUCAUGAUUAUUCUGGCCCUCAUCCGCAUCAGCAAAGGCCAAGCUGAAGGUCACCCGUCCAUGGCCCAGCUGUCGGGCAUCCGCAAUCUCUUUGGGGUGUGUGUCUACUCCUUCAUGUGCCAGCACUCCCUGCCAUCCCUCAUCACACCCAUCUCCAAGAAGAAGCAUGUCAACAAGCUCGUGCUGCUCGAUUACAUCCUGAUCCUGGCUUUCUAUAGCCUCCUGUCCUUCACUGCCAUUUACUGCUUCCGCAAUGACACCCUCAUGGACAUGUACACGCUCAACUUCACCAACUGCAAGAUCAUCAACGUUGCCUUCAUUCGUUACUUCCUGGGCCUCUUCCCCGUCUUCACCAUCAGCACCAACUUCCCCAUCAUCGCAGUGACCCUGCGCAACAACUGGAAGACCCUUUUCCACAGAGAAGGGGGGACCUACCCAUGGGUGGUGGAUAGGAUUGUCUUUCCUGCCAUCACGCUGAUUCCCCCAGUGCUGGUGGCUUUCUGCACCCACGAUCUGGAAUCCUUGGUGGGGAUCACGGGAGCCUAUGCUGGGAACGGGAUCCAGUAUCUCAUUCCGGCUUUCCUGGCAUACUGCAGUCGGAAGGACACUCAGCUGGUCUUCGGCAGCGGGACGGUCAACAAGCACCUCUCCCCUUUCCGGCACACCUUCUGGAUUGUGUUCGUGCUCAUAUGGGGCUUUUCUUGCUUUGUGUUUGUGACUGCAAACAUUGUCCUGAGCGAGUCAAAACUCUGAUGUGGGGGUAGCGGCACGCUCCCUCCUGGGCUCCAGAGACUUCAGCAUUUCAGCUCCCCCUCUGGGACUGUGGAGUGGGGGAGAGGCAGCGUGAAGGGAAGUUUCCAGGCCGUCGGCUUGGUGACACAAGUUAGACCUGGACACAGACGUUCUUCACUCCAUUUUGGGUGUGGAUGGAGUGGACUCAGCCUUGUUACAAUCCUGGUUCUCAGACCCGCUAUACAAAGCCAUGGGGCUGAGCCCUUGGCAGCC